Molecule: messenger RNA, 2187 nt
Organism: Boleophthalmus pectinirostris (great blue-spotted mudskipper)
Lineage: Eukaryota; Metazoa; Chordata; Actinopteri; Gobiiformes; Gobiidae
Gene: arl4ab
Product: ADP-ribosylation factor-like 4ab
Exons: 2
Coding region: 210-815 (201 amino acids)
Biological process (GO): vesicle-mediated transport; intracellular protein transport
Cellular component (GO): cytoplasm
Molecular function (GO): GTPase activity; GTP binding
Source: RefSeq, a predicted model, not a curated record
GCCCAAAGUCGCUUCGUGGGAGCUGCUGCGCUCAGAAGCUCAGGAGCCGUGGACCUGGAGACACGCGAGACUGGUGCUCACUGUGAACUGUUCAGGAAUACGCGGAUUUCUUUUUCAUUUUUGCAAUUUCAACUGAUUUUAAAAGGCCUCCUCCUCCUCCUCUACCAACGACCUACUUGAAUAUUAAGCGACGGUUUCCCGAUUCGACGAUGGGGAACGGGAUAUCGGACCAGCCCGCGAUCUUCUCCUGCUUGCCGUCGUUCCAGUCGUUCCACAUCGUCAUCCUCGGUUUGGACUGCGCCGGGAAGACGACCGUUCUGUACAGACUGCGGUUUAAUGAGUUCGUGAACACCGUCCCGACGAAAGGUUUCAACACGGAGAAGAUUAAAGUUUCCUUAGGAGCUAAAAGACGAACGGCUUCUUUCCACUUUUGGGACGUUGGCGGACAGGAGAAGCUUCGCCCGCUCUGGAGGUCGUACACGAGAUGCGCGGACGGGAUUAUUUUCGUGGUGGAUUCGGUGGACACGGAGCGCGUAGAGGAGGCGAAAACGGAACUGCACAAAAUAACGAGGCUGGCGGAGAACCAAGGCGUGCCCGUGCUGGUCGUGGCCAACAAGCAGGACUUGAGGAACUCGCUGACGUUGGCGGAGAUGGAGAGCAUGCUCGCGCUGGGUGAGCUGAGCAUGGCGACGCCCUGGCACCUGCAGCCGGCGUGCGCGAUAAUCGGCGAGGGGCUCCAGGAGGGGCUCGAGAAGCUCCACGCCAUGAUCAUGAAGAGGAGGAAGAUGUUGCGGCAGCAGAAGAAGAAAAGAUGAACGUUUAAGAGUGACUUUGCGGAGUAUAUGAUUGAGCGUUGUGUUUUUCGCCGCUGAAGGGACACGACGAAGAGGUCAGGGGCUCUCCAGAGUGUGGGGUGGGGAAGGUUGGCCUGUUGAGGUCGGGCACAACAGAGACUGAAAUGGUCCGAACUGCACAGAGGCUAAUCCCAGAGAGCCUCUAAAGAACACGAGAAGUUUACAAAGUUUAAAGCCGGCCUCUGUUCCUGCUCUAAGUAUGUGCUGCUUCAAUGUUCUGAAAUCACCAAAGUGUCCGAUGCCUUUGAGCAGACGGUGUAGUGACAGUGUAGUGUUAUGUGUCCAUGUUGCACAGUGAGUUUGGACUUUGUUUGCACCGAUGCUGACGCUAAAGAUAACGCUGACGAUCCACUGGAAACAGAAAGCACACGACCCCCAAACACUGUUAAACGGAGACGCCAGCGGGACCUGAGGACAGAACAGGGGGCGCGUGUGGAGAAGUGGGUCCUUGAGCUGUUUACAUGAGCUGGUGAAUAUGGACUAUCAGUAUUAUUUGCACAAUAAAAUGUUCUGACAAUCUUGCCAGCUGACAUGCAAAGUGUUCAACAAGUGUCUAAACAGUGAAAAUGGCUUUGUUCUUUAAACUGAGCCUGAUGCCAAAUGAUCUGAAAGAGUAAAAACAAACUAGUUUCACUGAGAAUAAAAAGUUUUGAGAGAGUUUGCUGCUGUGGAGGACAGUGCACCUUAUGUAUGUAAAUCUGCAGACUGAGACAGUAUCUCAUGUAUAAUUAGCACAGAGUUUGUAGUUGUUUCCCUUUAGCUCUAAGUGAGUUCACAGCUGUGAUGAGUCUUGUGUAAUGUGUGAGUGACAGAAGCAGCUGUCCCAGCAGGCCCUGCUCUGUUUGCUCUGUUACACUGUUACCUGCACACACACACACGUAUGCACACACACACACACAUACACACGGGCACACACACUCAAACACACACACAGACACACGUAUACACGCAGUCACACACACACACACACGGGCACACACACAAACACACACACACGUAUACACACACACACACACACACACACACACACACAUACACACGGGCACACACACUCAAACACACACACACGUAUACACACACACAGGUAUACACGCAGUCACACACACACACACACACACACACGCUGCAGGCCUCCCAAUGCACUUUAGCCCUUCUCCUGCAAUAGACAGUGGAGACUGUGGAUGUGAUGAAGUGAAGCACAGGAUGAUUAUGAUGUAAAUCCUCUGUCACAUGAGCUGGAAACUGUUGACAUGUUUUGCUCUCACUUUGUUCAGCAGAAUCAUUCUGUUUCUGUGUUGAUCCUCUGUUCAUCUGAAUAAAGCUGAGUAAAUGA